AUGGAUGGAGAUACAAGCUUUCUGUCAGUACCAGUUUUCAAUGGUGAUAAUUAUCAAGCAUGGGCUGUUAGAAUGACAGUCCACCUUGAAGCUUUGGAUAUUUGGGAGGCAGUAGAAGAAGAUUAUGAAGUACCACCACUUGGAGACAAUCAAAGUAUCAAUCAAAUGAAGAUUCACAGGGAAAGAAAAACAACGAAAGCGAAAGCCAAGGCCUGCCUCUUCUCCGCAGUUUCACCUUCCAUUCUCACCAGAAUCAUGCAAAUGGAGUUUGCUGCAGAAAUCUGGGAGUAUCUAAAAAAUGAGUACCAGGGGAAUGAAGGGGUGCAGAAUAUGCAGGUGAAACGGGACAAGUUGGAUAAAAAGGCAGAAGUCGGGAUUUUUGUAGGAUACAACAGCCAAUCAAAGACUUAUAGAGUCUAUAUGCCUCAUGCUGACAAAGUCAUUGUUAGCAGAGAUGUCAAAUUCAUGGAGGAUGAUAAAUGGAGUUGGGAUGCUAAAAAAAAUCAGAAUUUUAAGUUUCUUGAUGAAAAUAUUGAUGACAUUCCCUUAAGAGGCACCAAAUCACUUUCUAAUAUUUAUCAAAGGUGUAAUGUGGCUGUGUUUGAGCCUGUAGGUUUUAAUGAAGCCGUUGAGGAUAAAAAAGGGAGGGUUACAAUGCAGGAGGAACUCAACAUGAUAGAGAAAAACAACACUUGGGAGCUAGUUGACAGACCAACACAUAAAAAGGCCAUUGGUGUCAAGUGGGUUUAUAGAACCAAACUCAAUUCUGAUGGUUCUGUAAACAAACAUAAAGCCAAGUUGGUUGUCAAAGGUUAUGCUCAAAUGUUCGGUGUGGAUUUUUCAAAAACCUUUGCACCUGUAGCAAGGUUGGAUACAAUAAGGAUGUUGCUAGUUUUGGAUACUCAAAAGGGUUGGAAAAUCUAUCAGCUAGAUGUAAAAUCAGCUUUUCUAAAUGGCUACCUUAAGGAGGAAAUCUUUGUGGAGCAACCUGAAGGAUUUGCAGUAAAAGACAAAGAAGACAAGGUUUAUCAACUAAAGAAAGCCUUGUUUGGCUUGAAGCAAGCCCCUUGA
Messenger RNA from Vitis vinifera (wine grape), 1071 nucleotides. RefSeq lists its product as uncharacterized. Lineage: Eukaryota; Viridiplantae; Streptophyta; Magnoliopsida; Vitales; Vitaceae. The record is from RefSeq and is a predicted model, not a curated record. The transcript is spliced from 2 exons. The coding region runs from base 1 to 1071 and encodes 356 amino acids.